AUGGACAAGAAAAAUGCUAUUCGGAGGGCAAAGAGGCCCUCGAAGGCGUUGGAAGAAAAUUAUUGGGAUUGUAGUGUCUGCACAUACAGAAAUAACGCGGAGGCCUUCAAAUGUUCAAUGUGCGACGUCAGAAAAGGCACGUCCACCCGCAAGCCGCGCAUCAACCCCGCGCUGGUGGCCGCCCAGGCGGCCGGCACCGCGCCCACCAGCUCACAGAAGCGCCCCAGGUCCGCGAACUCGCACAAGAAGAAGCGCCGCCACCCGCCGCGGCUCAGCAACGUCGACAGAAGCUCCGCGCAGACCAGAGAGGUUACUGUCAGCGGUGUGACAGUGGUGAUAACGGAGUAUAAACCCAAGAAGUCCGUCUCCAGCAGCUCCAGCGACGUGGAGUCUUCGAACGACGCUCGAACC
Molecule: messenger RNA, 411 nt
Organism: Iphiclides podalirius (scarce swallowtail)
Lineage: Eukaryota; Metazoa; Arthropoda; Insecta; Lepidoptera; Papilionidae
Source: the annotation of a GenBank genome assembly